Antechinus flavipes (yellow-footed antechinus) is the source of this 1682-nucleotide messenger RNA. It is a transcript of the gene LAPTM5, whose product is annotated as lysosomal protein transmembrane 5. The transcript has 8 exons. Gene Ontology annotation, cellular component: lysosomal membrane. The coding region runs from base 87 to 869 and encodes 260 amino acids. Lineage: Eukaryota; Metazoa; Chordata; Mammalia; Dasyuromorphia; Dasyuridae. The record is from RefSeq and is a predicted model, not a curated record.
GGCCGUCUUGUUCUUCUUCAGCAGCUGCGGUUGGAAGCCGAGAAGACAGAAGGGUGGGCUCCUGCCAAGCCGGGCAGCCAGCAACCAUGGCCCUCAGAAUGGUCCCAACCCAGCGCAUCUGCUAUUGCUUCAAUGUCAGGAUCGCCACCACAGCCCUGGGCAUCUACCAUGUGGUCAUGAGCGUGUUGCUUCUCAUUGAGCACUCAGUGGAGGUGGGAACUGGCAAAGGCUACUGCAAAAUCCUACAGAUGUCAUACUACAAGAUUGCGGACAUCGCCUCCAGCUUCCUGCUCAUCAUCAUGCUUUUUAUCAUCAGUGUGAACUUGAUCUACGGUGUGCUUAAGAACAGAGAACGUCACCUUUUGCCCUUCCUGUCUCUGCAAAUCAUGGAUUUUCUUCUGUGCCUCCUCACACUGCUGGGCUCCUACAUUGAACUCCCUGCCUAUCUGAAGUUUGGUUCUCGGGGGAGUCGAUCGAAAGGGCCCUUCAAGGUCCCUAUCAUGACUCUGCAGUUGCUGGAUUUCUGCCUCAGCAUCUUGACCCUCUGCAGCUCCUACAUGGAGGUCCCUACCUAUCUCAACUUUAAAUCCAUGAACCAUAUGAAUUAUCUCCCAAGUCGAGAAGGCAUGACUCACGAUCAAUUUAUCAAGCUGAUGAUUGGAUUCUCCAUAGCGUUCCUCACUGUUCUGAUCUUGAAGGUCUACAUGUUCAAAUGUGUCUGGAGAUGCUACAAGUACAUAAAAUCCCUAAAUAGGGGUGAGGAAAAAUUCAACACCAAGAUUUUGCAGAAGGUACUCCUGCCCACCUAUGAGGAAGCUGUGGCCAUGCCUUCCAAGGAGCCAGCCCCACCUCCUUACUCAGCUGUGUGAGCUGCGUGGUUCCCUCCUCCCCUCAUCCAAGUUGCUAUAAUUGCUUCUUUUUGCUUUAAGUGGUCCCAAUUACUGUCCGGCUUCCUUCCAGAUGUUUGCUUUCCUACCAAACCCACUAGAACUCUGGUCUUUUUCACCCCUUCAGGGUCCGUUAUUGAUGCCCACCAGUAGGAUGAUGGGUCUUGGCUGGGGAUAGAUGGGACCUUUGGCUCUGUCUGGUCCAAACCCCUCCUUAUACAGAUGAGGAAUCGUGGACCCAGAAAAGGAGCUUGGGUUGCCUAAAGUUGCACAGAUAGUAGGCUCUGGACUGGGAUUCUGACUAAAGUCAGUGUUUCUUUCACACAGCGCCAUGCUGCCUCCUGGUUGAAUCCAAUGGGCAAUUUUGUCAGUAAGUGGAUGAGUCAGCUCAUCCCCACAGUGGUUAAUUCGGUCAAACAGUUUUCAAUUCGGUCAAACUGUAGUGAAUGAGUCUAUCAACAGCCCUGAAAUUCAUCUGUCUUUCUGCUUGACGGAAUGCAUGGGGCCAUGUCCUCUCCACAGUUGCAGGGGUUGUAGGGCCUUGAAGGCUCUGGACCAGAAUCAUGCUCCUCCCCCCUUCAGAAUCACUUCCCUAUUGGCUACUGCUUGGGAGAGAGGUCUGGUCCUGGCCUUUCUGAUGGAGCCUGAGAGAUGGGCUUUGGAUGGGGAGCCCAGGUGAGCUGGGCUUGGGUGGAGGGAAGAAGGCUUGGGGUACCAGGCUUCUGGGAUGGGAAUAGUUGCUUUCCAUAUGUAACAGGGAAGAACUUCAUUAAAAUUGCAUUAAAGCUUUCUCUA